This is a messenger RNA of Cryptomeria japonica (Japanese cedar), 2668 nucleotides long. RefSeq lists its product as uncharacterized. The coding region runs from base 284 to 2065 and encodes 593 amino acids. The transcript is spliced from 5 exons. The record is from RefSeq and is a predicted model, not a curated record. NCBI's taxonomy places the organism in Eukaryota, Viridiplantae, Streptophyta, Pinopsida, Cupressales, Cupressaceae.
UCAGCAUCAUUUGUGCGAUAUUGAAUAUAAACCUUUGAGUUUCAGAGAUUCUGUUUGAAAAUUUGCCUGGAUUCGAGUUUGGAUCCUCCAUUAAUGAUGAAGUGGAUGUGCAUGGUCUCCUCUUAUUCGCCGCAGGCUUAUUAAUGCCCUUAGAAUAUUAGGGCCCUUACCCUUAAAAUAGUAGGGAUAGGGGGAACCCCUACUUAGAAGAUUGAAUGGUGCAAGGAGAGUUUUGAUUGCAUUCAAGGCCUGGAAUGUAAAUCAACCAAUAAGGCAUAUACAAAUGGAAGAACACGAGUAUAACAGAGCAAUGAACUGCAACUUUCUGAAAAGCAUUGGGACAUUGAAUAUAACAAAGUUCAGCGCAAAUGUACCGGCCAAGCUUUCAGCAAGAGAUUCAUAUACAAAUUCUUCUGAUUCCGCGGAUGAUUUCAGUAAUGUGUUUGGAGGGCCUCCCAAAUAUAUUGCACUGAAGCGAUUCAAAGAUCCUCGAAAAGCUUAUUCACUGUUGCAGCCUUCGGUUGGGGUUUCAGGCCUAGUCCAGUCUGAGGUUUCUGUGUUCGGAGAAACCAGGAGAAGAUAUGUUAAUGAUGAAUUCUACAAUGAUAUAUUUAGUGGAGAUAAAGUUUAUAGUGGUGGAGAAAUUUCUGGUAAGAGUUCGAGAUCAACAUCCAGGAACCCCAGUCCUGCUCAGACUCCUCUUCCCGGGAUUGAGUACAAGACCUUGGCUAAUAGAUGUCGGUCGGCACCAAAGCUCAGGCAGCCUGUAAACACACCAAAACAAUCAGAGCAUCCAUCUUUUGGCAUAUCUUCACAUCGUGGACCUUCCAAGUUUUACAAUGAUAGUUCCAUUGUGUCUAUUGUCCAGUCUUCUCCACCUGAUCCUUCCUCAGAUCUUCUGGAAAUUCCUUCUGCACAUUGGGGCAAACCCUCCAAAAUAUUAUCUGAGGGAAAACAGGGGCUUAAAAAGAAGCAAGAAAUUAGCGUGCUUCCUCCACGAAGCUCUAACUCUUUUCUGGAAGCGAGCGAGUCUAUACCAGGAAGCUCAGCUAGGUUAAGUAAUGUUAAGCUCUACUCUACUGCUCAAACUACACCAUGCAGCAAUACAUCUGAUGAUGAAUUUGGGGGAAAUAUUCAAGGAUUGGAUAAGCAUAGAAGUGGGGGAUUUUCUAAGCUGGCUGAAGAAAAACAUGGCUCAGAUUGUGCUGAAGGAUCUAAUUCACGAGAAAAGGAUGACAAUGGUUUUGAAAAAUCCCCAUUACCGGAUCUUCAGCUACAACAUAAGUUAAGAAGCUGUAGAGAUUGGUUUUCUGAGUCCAAAGGGUUGGAUUCAAAUAAAAAGACUGGAUCCCUUUCAGUAGACUCAUUGGAGUUUUUCUCAACCAGAGAAAUUCAUUCAAAAAUUGGGAUCUCCAACACACAAGAAGUAAGCCAAGAGAUUGGAACAAAACAGCUCAGCACAAAUGACACUGACAGCGGUGAAGAAUCAGAUGAACUUGGAUCAUAUGUCAUUGAGAUUGACAGCAAAAGAGGGGAGACCAUUGUUUUUCUUCCUGAAAGACACACAGGAAUAGAUACUAGCAAUGCUCAUAAUCUGUUGAUUUCAUCAAUGAAAGAAACAAUGGAAAGUGCAAAACAGGAAUCUCUUCCAAACAGGCCAAGGAAACAUUGGGAUCGCAAUAUCAAAGGCAGUAAAUUGAGACUACACAGUUUAUUACAGGAGACAUGUAAUUUUGAUCUUUCAAGAGAAGCAAGGAUGCAAACAUUUCAAACUAACAAAGGAAAGGGAAGGGGCAGGGAGUACAGCAAAAUGCCACCUAAACCAAAUAUACCUGAAACAUCUCCAUGGCCAACUCCAACUCCAGCAGUGAAAGAACAAAAUGCAAAAGAAGAUUUGAUAACAGAAAUCAAGAUGGCAGCUCCAUGGGAUCCAUAUUCUAUUGAUCCUUCAACUAUGGUGAAGGAGGUUACUAAUGGGAUAAAGAAAUGGCACCAUGAACAACCAGUGGUUUUCCAAGAAAUGCCACUAGCAUCAGAAAGACAGAACUAUAAUGCAGCACCAUAGAAUCUGCUUUCCACUCACAUUGCAGGAGAAAGAAUUCUUUCAAUCAGCUAUCCAUUCACAUUGCAGGACAAAACACUUUUUCAUGCUCCAAACCAGAGCAUCAACUAAUUUUUCCCUCCCUAUAAUAAAAAAGAAGAUAUAGAGUAUUUUGAGUUGAUUAUCUCAAAGCGGAUCCUUUUCAGAUGUAAUAGCUGAAGAGGAAACUGCAGAAAUCUAGAGAAAAAGAUUUGAGAAUGAACAUCAUCUUCGGACUAAAGAGAGUGUGGUAUGUUAUGCAGCUACUAAAAGCUUUUGCCAAUCGAAUCAGACAUAUCCCACUGCUUAUGGUUCAGAGAAGAUAUAUAUUCUUGACAAUGUCAUUGCAGUUUAGGAAGGUAUGGAAUGCGCAUGUAAAUCAAAUCAACAAACUCUCUUCAUCAAAAAUUGACUUCAGAAAGCCUUAUGAUCAAAUUGAAUGGUCCUUCCUUCAUACUUACCAUGCUUAGGGCUCUUUCCAUUGGUCCCAUUUUUUAUCUAGUUGGUCCAAAUGCCUUUAUGUAUAUGACCGGGCUUGCCCUACCAUUAAUGGUGUUCAAUAGAAGCACUUUGGCCUCUUUCAAUCUA